AUGAUCACCGAGAUCCCUCUGAACGUCGCACUCCUGGAGUACGAAAUACCUAAGAAACUGGUAUACCGAACAUGGGGAGUGGCCGAUGAGCCUAUAGGUGAUCCAUUAGCGCGUCGUGCCGAGGAACUACUGAGACGAGACGCACCUUAUCCUGGGGAUGAUUUGACGAAUGAAGAGACCUUCUCAGAUGAGAGGUUCCUGAUCUAUCGGAUAUCAGACACCCGUCACGUCAUAAUGGACCAUGCUUCUUACCUAGAGGAUGAGGUGGAGAUCCCUUCAUACCUGCUACGAAACCCGGCGUUUUUCGUGAGUGACUGGUAUUCCAAUCGUCUGGCAGCGGGAUAUGACAUACCUAAGUCCCUGAGACGCUGCAUGCAGCGUCAUAGGCCAAUGGGGGAUGCCUUGGCUGAUCGGGUCACCAAAAUGUUGAACAGGGAGACUCGACUCCCUGGAGAACCCCGGGCUGCGGAAGAUCGGUUCACUUGUGACCGGUUGAUCUACGAUGAUGGAAUUGUCUACGAGAUCGUGGACCACAAGUUGGACUACAUACUGAAAGCGGAUGAUCUGUUUCUGUGCAACGAAAGAUUAAACGUAGCUCACUGGUAUGCCAAGCACUUACUGAAGGGCUACAAGCGGCUGAACACGCUGAUGCUAAGCAAGGAAUUGGAGUGGGAGAAUCACCACUUCCGGUCAUUGGAUUCCGGUGAUCUCAGCCCAAUGGAGUGUGCACUGGAAGACGUAGUGCAUCAGCUCUAUGCAAUCCCAGACAUGCAGUUUGAAGGAACGGCUCACCGAUUUCAGCUAAUUGAACUGAACGGCCAGCAGGUGGUGCCAGGAAGAUACCCGGCCAUACAACGUAACUCGGCGAUAGCCCGAGAUUUUAAACGGCUCAUCCCCAAGCCUGUCGUGGUGGUGGCGCAUGUGAAUGGCUGUCCAGUCAGAGCCCUCAUCGACAUGGGAUCGCUGGCAGACUUCAUGUCGUCUACACUAGCAGAUCAGCUAAAGGUAAAGCAGAUACCGCUAGAGAAGCCACUCACCAUCUAA
This is a messenger RNA of Suillus discolor, 1044 nucleotides long. RefSeq lists its product as uncharacterized. The transcript has a single exon. The record is from RefSeq and is a predicted model, not a curated record. The coding region runs from base 1 to 1044 and encodes 347 amino acids. Lineage: Eukaryota; Fungi; Basidiomycota; Agaricomycetes; Boletales; Suillaceae.